UCAACUCGUCAGAAAUGGGUGUGACCAGUCUUCGUGACGUCAGACUAUUGGUAGAACCAGCAACAGUGGUACGGGGUGGUACGGCCGCCCUCAUCUGCUCCCGGGAUAUGCAGGGCGCCCCACUUUACUCUGUCAAGUGGUAUCGAGGCAACCACGAAUUCUACAGGUUCACUCCCAUGGAAGAAACAGCGACAAGAGUCUUUGGAUUGCCGGGAAUUUACGUUGAUAUGAAUCGAUCAAACGGAUCUCAAGUUCUUCUUAGAAAAAUGGACCUCGGUCUCGCCGGAAAUUUCAGCUGCGAAGUCACAGCGGAUAUGCCGCCAUUUGCAACGCAGAUUGCCACAAAGUUCAUUGACAUCAUAGCGUUACCAACAUCAAACCUGAUCCUGAAAGCAGACAAGGAUCGAUACCAGCCAGGCGAGCUGCUGAGAGCAAACUGCACUUCACCACCAGCUCGACCUGCAGCCAACCUCACAAUAUUCGUGAACGAGGAACCGGUCAGAGCUACAGAAACAAGCCUGCACCCUUCAGACAGUGGUCUGUUUACUACAAAAGUAAACGUUGAGUUGAAGGUCACGCCACAUUUGUUCCCUAGUGGCAGAAUGAGGGUAGCAUGCUAUGCUACCAUGUACAAUGUGUUUAACAAGUCGGCAAAGCUGGACUUCUUAACGCCAGAGACUGAUCCUCGACCUGAACGGAUAACCCUCAAUGGCGGUGUAUCAAGAACCUUCUCGAACUGGUUUCUGCUAUUUCUACUCUUCUUUCUGCCGAUGAUGGUAUUUGGAGACGAAUACGUGGUAAGCGAAGAGUUUGGUAAUUACCUCGACUACAGCGACGGCAGUAGCAAUAACCCCGUGGUCGCACUCCUCGGCGGAUGAAAUUAAUUAAUUUUAUAUUUAGUAUUUUAUAUUUAAGAUAAAUUUACGGUAUAUGUAAUGUUUAUUUAAGAAGAUCAUUGUUAUAUUAAGAUUCCAUAUUUACUUUAUUUUAUUUAUAUAUUUGGGCACUGUAAUUUUUAUUCUAUCUAUUAAGGUAAUUUUAAUAUUAUUAUUUGAGCCUUUUUGUGCUAGACGGGUGUAAGGUACAUUUUCUUACAAGAAAAAAGUGUUUGUGUACGCAAGAAGUUAUACUUCUUUGGCCUAUUGAAGCAAAAAUCAUUAAAAUGAUUUAUUCCUCGUGCUUUCUACGUUUUUAGAAAGAACAAUUUUGUAAAAAUCUUGCAAAGAUGGCUUUGACAAAUAAUUAUUAAAUAAUGAAUGUAUGGGCUUGAACCCUUUGCUUGUCCUAAUAAUGGACGAAAAACCAAAAAAAAAUAACAGUCAGAAAAUUUUGGGAACCAACUUCAACCUGUUACUUUUGUGUUACAGUGAUCUUAAAAUUUCACUCUGAUAAUUUUUUCAUAACGCGCCUAAAGAAGUAUAACUUCAAAAAUAACAUAGUUUAAUCAUUUCGGAAAAACUAACCUCUUCUGAGUAGAAUUGGUAAGAAAGAUAACAAAAUGAGUAAUUCUUUCUUAUGAUAACAUACUCUCAUUAUUUUCCGUUGAUACAAUAAUGAUUUCUUUAUUAAAAUAUACGUUUCCUGUUUCUCGCUGUCAAUCAUCAACAGUCAAACGUCUGAUCCUGUAGACAAAGGUCUCCCUCAAAGAUUUCUACAACUAUCGGUCCUGCGCUGCCCUCAUCGUAUUCCGGCGAUCUUGACCAGAUCGUCGAUACAUCUUGUCGGGGGCAACCAACACUGUGUCCUCCGGUACGUCGUCGCCAUUCCAGGACUUUGCUGCGCCAACGGCCAUCUGUUCGGCGAAAUAUGUGCCCUGCCCAGUGCAAUCAUUUGCACUAUGUCGGUGACUUUGGUUCUCCUACGAAUCCCCUGAUUUCAAAUUCGAUCUCGUAGGGAAACUCCGAGCAUAGCUCUCUCCUUUGCCCUCUGACCUUGAGCUUUCUCAUGAGCCCCAUAGUUAGCGACUACGUCUGCGUACCAUACUGGUUGACUCCUUCGUCUUCAGACACUGUGGUAUUUGGGACGAUAAGAUUUUAUUGUCUCGCUGUCCGGUUAUCUUCAAAUACAGUAUUUUAGAAAAAUAAAAAUUAUUGAUCCCUACGGAAGUUCUACCCGAGAGGUCGCGGGUUCAAGUCCCGCAACGCUCAUAUAUUUUUGUUACACAUUUAAUUUGUAUAAAUUUUAAAGAAUUCUUAAUUGCCACAUAAAAUGGAAAUACAAGGACAUUUAAAAUACUAGACUAACCGGAGGAAUGUUAUUUCUCCAAUAUUGGUGUACGAGUAGCGCGGAAGAAGUAUCCGUGAAAGAUAUCAUUCCAGAUAAUCGCCAGCCAUCUAUGUUAUGGUAAGGAUGGUUUACUCAAGCCUCUGUAUUUUGGAAACUACAUGGUGUAUAUGAAUUAAAUUCUAAUUGUAAUAAGAAGCAGAAGAAUGAGAGCGGCAGGGAACACUGAACAUAACGUGACCUGUACCAUAAUAUAGUAAUAGAACAGUAAUUUAACUUUAUACUGGAGCGCUCGAAUCGGGGCACGCACACAUACACAUGAUUAAAUGGCUGCUAAGCACUGACCUUUUUUUAUGGAAUAGGAGGACAAACGAGCGUACAGGUCACCUGGUGUUAAGUGAUCACCGCCGCCCACACUCUCUUGCAACACCAGAGGAAUCACAAGAGCGUUGCCGGCCUUUAAGGAAGGUGUACGCGCUUUUCUUGAAGGUACCCAUGUCGUAUCGUCCCGGAAACACCGCACAAGGAAGCUCAUUCCACAGCUUCGUAGUAUGAGGAAGAAAGCUUGAAAACCGCACUGUGGAGGACCGCCACACAUCCAGAUGGUGGGGAUGAUAUCGUAAUUUGUGGAGUGUCGUGCGAAGGUGAAAUUUGGCGGCAGGAAUCAGGUUGAACAGCUCUUCGGAACACUCCCCGUGAUACAUGUGGUAGAAGACACACAAUGAAGCGACGUCUCUACGCAACGCCAAGUGAUCCAGCCGUUCACAGAGCACUGGGUCCCCGACAAUUCGAGCUGCUCUACAUAAAUACCACUGGACAGGCUGACCUGUAUAAAUACCACUGUACAAUACAGGCUGUUCCAUAUGUUUGACAGCAAAUUAUUUGUGCCUAUUUGAAGCGCCCCUCGAGCGUUCAGGGAACUAAAUUUGACGUAUUAGACAAAUGGCUGCGAAGGAACGUAUAUAACUCUGAAGUAUUUUUACAUUUUGUAUUAAUUUCGUUCGUUUUCCGUGUUAUUCAUACUUCAAUAAUCAACGUAAUAAAGUACACAAUUGUUUUUUGUAAAUACUUUCCAACUAUCUAUCGAUUUUUGCUAAGGUUGUCAUCACUAGUUUUAGUACCGCAGACUCUCGGCCAACAGCGCCAAACAGGCACAAAAGCACUUUAACAGCCGCCAGUCCAGUGGUAUAUAGUCGAGGUCAGUGCUGCUAGGCAAUCUUGGGAACAUAAAAGUAUUGAGUGCCACACCGUACGCCGCCGAGACUAGUCGCUAACCGAGUCAAAUUAGCUGCACGGCGCAGUCCGCGUCGUCAAUCUUUUUGUAUGUACCAACUCUAGCGCUCCGCCCAGACAUAUUAUGUAUAAAUUUCAAGGAGACCGCUGAGUUACACUACUGUUCUCUUACUUGUAUUGUGGCUGUACGCUCUUUUGUCCUGCCCUUUCAUGAAAAAUCUGCGACUUAAUGAAGGUAGGUAAUAAUAAACUGAAACACGUUUUCUUUCGUAAAUUUACUUGAAAACUGUCACCUAUUUGUGGCUAUUAAAUUGUUUACGCGACAUUUUGAACUAUGAUUCACGAAUAUAAACACUAAAACUAAUUGCGAAUGCGCUUUCUCCUAAUGUGAUCAACACUAGAGCUACAACUAGAUACCGCAGGCGUAGUACUACGCUCAAGUUGGCGAACUCGAGUCAGACUCGAACAUUGUGUGACGUUGACGUGCCACAUGUUCUGUUAUACUUUGCUAAUAAUAGAAACUAAGAUAAGACAUAAAACUUUGUUAAAAUAAUACUACAAGAAAUAAGAAAGAUACUGGGAUCACACAUUAUCAUCAGUAAGUAUUUUGUGUUUUUUUUUAUUUCUAUGUAAUAACAAGAAGCGUAUGUUACAAAAUUUGUGUCAAGAGCCACGAAAACAUGCAUCUAAUAGUUGCCGUAUUAAAAUACGAUGCAUGCACUACCUAAGAACAAU
Messenger RNA from Leptidea sinapis, 4191 nucleotides. RefSeq lists its product as uncharacterized. Bases 15 to 878 code for a protein of 287 amino acids. The record is from RefSeq and is a predicted model, not a curated record. The transcript has 6 exons. NCBI's taxonomy places the organism in Eukaryota, Metazoa, Arthropoda, Insecta, Lepidoptera, Pieridae.